CUGCUGGGCCUGGAAUUGGGUUUGGGGCGGGUUCUGUUUCCAAAGUCAUCUCCAACAGGCCAGGCGGGUGAGGGCUCGUCCUCCACCCUGAGCCCAAAUUUUCCAAGGCUCCAGGCAGUACUUGGCUAGCCUGCUGCCCCGUGGGUCAGCAAGCGCAGAGUCCUGGGAGAAGAUCUCCACAAAGGAAGGCUUCGGAGGAUCAGGACAGCCACAGGCUCUUGUCAGGCAGAGACAUAGUUUGUGAGCUCCCAACAGGAGCCUGGACCCCGCAGUCCUGAAGAUGGCCGGAAACUGCUCCUGGGAGGCUCAUGCCACCAACCAGAACAAGAUGUGCCCUGGUAUGAGUGAGGCUCAGGAGCUCUACAGCAGAGGCUUCCUGACUAUUGAGCAGAUUGCCACGCCCCCUCCGCCUGCCAUCACAAACUACAUCUUCCUGCUGCUCUGCCUGUGCGGCCUGGUGGGUAACGGCCUGGUCCUCUGGUUUUUCGGCUUCUCCAUCAAGAGGACACCCUUCUCCAUCUACUUCCUGCACUUGGCCAGCGCUGAUGGGAUCUACCUCUUUAGCAAGGCUGUGAUUGCCCUCCUGAACACGGGGGCCUUCCUGGGCUCCUUCCCAGACUACGUGCGCAGGGUGUCCCGUAUCGUGGGGCUCUGUGCAUUCUUCGCGGGUGUGAGCCUCCUGCCAGCCAUUAGCACCGAACGCUGCGUGUCCGUCAUCUUUCCCACCUGGUACUGGCGUCGGAGGCCCAAGCGUCUGUCUGCUGGGGUCUGUGCCCUGCUCUGGCUGCUGUCCUUCCUGGUCACCGGCAUCCACAACUACUUCUGUAUGUUCCUGGGCCGCGAGGCCUCAGGGACAGCGUGCCGCGACAUGGACAUCUCCCUGGGCAUCUUGCUGUUCUUUCUCUUCUGCCCACUCAUGGUACUCCCCUGCCUGGCACUCAUCCUGCAUGUAGAGUGCCGGGCACGGCGCCGCCAGCGCUCUGCCAAGCUCAACCAUGUGGUCCUGGCUAUUGUCUCAGUCUUCCUUGUGUCCUCCAUCUACUUGGGGAUUGAUUGGUUCCUCUUCUGGGUCUUCCAGAUCCCUGCCCCCUUCCCCGAGUACGUCACUGACUUGUGUAUCUGCAUCAAUAGCAGCGCCAAGCCCAUCGUCUACUUCCUGGCUGGGAGGGACAAGUCUCAGCGCCUGUGGGAACCUCUCAGGGUAGUCUUCCAGCGCGCUCUACGGGAUGGUGCAGAGCCCGGAGACACUGCUAACACCACACCUAACACAGUCACCAUGGAGAUGCAGUGCCCCUCUGGGAAUGCAUCAUGAAAGGCCAGCGUCUGGGGCAAGGCCGCAGCAGAGAGUGGCCAGUAACUUCCAGAGACACUCUGCCCAAAGGGCAGAAGCAGGGCAGCUGUCCCUGUGCCGCGGGGGAGAAGAGCUGCCUCUAGCACAAACCAUCUGCCUCUUGCCAGGCGUGGCCGAGAGACUGAACAGCCACCUGUAGGUAGACAGACCCUGUGGCCUCUGUUCCCCAGCCAUUCUGCUUCUGUGAGUCAUUGUACCAAAGUUGCCCUUGCCAGUGUGGUGGGGUCCCUCCUCAACAGAAGCUCAACAGUGAAGGAGAUGAAGGCCACCUCCUUCCUCUUCAGCCAUCCCUCCCCAAACAUGACUCGGUCAUCGUCAUCACUACUGGGCCAGCAGCCUCAGCUCUACCUGCAAGAAGUCAUUCAGUCUCCCAAGGCAGCAUCUGAGCAAACCUGAGAGAAUGGUGCUAUCUGGAAGACAGUCCUGUCUGCCUGUCUUGUAGCCUGCAGACAAGCCCCUGUCCCUUUGAUGAGUCAUUUGGUGACUUUAACGGGGUAGGGUCUGGCCCUUGCAAACCACAAGAGACAGGAAGGACCUUUUGCCGCUCUGGGUAGCUGACUGCUUUUCUGACACCCCCAGCCAGCUCUGGGCAUCUGACCACGCACUUGGUGUCUUCCAGGCCACUGUGGUCCAUUGUGGCAGCUCCUGACUAGUCCCCAAUCUCCAGUGCCCAUUUCAAAGAGGACUCUGGUUCCAUUCUGGCCCCCUGGGGGCUGCCACCACGGUGCCAUUUGUCAUCCCGCACAGUGGCCUGUGUAGCCAAAGGAAGUUUUAUAACAGAUAAUAAAGUAUAUAUCAAUACACAUUUUUAAAUCUCGCAGCGAG
Messenger RNA from Myodes glareolus (Bank vole), 2176 nucleotides. The record is from RefSeq and is a predicted model, not a curated record. Lineage: Eukaryota; Metazoa; Chordata; Mammalia; Rodentia; Cricetidae.